AUGAAGGGCUCACGUUCACGUUCGGGCGCUUCCUGCGAAAUCGUUUCAUGGUUGGUUAUGCCAUGCCUGCCAUCCAUUUCAGCAACCAAACAACCGAUCCAGUUUUACGGCGAAGCUGCCUUCAAGUUCAAGGUUAAUCAUUCAUACGCCGGCGGGGUUAAGAUAGGAAAGCCCCAGAUGCACGUUGUUCGGCGUUCGGGUUCGGUAACCGGAGAGACAAACAAGAGCGAAAAAGGUUUAUCACUAACCGGGAAACGGCGGGGAUACCUGCAUGCCACUCAGAGGUCCUCCGGAAGUUCCUCCAGGAGUUCCUCCGGAAGUUCCUCCAGGAGUUCCUCCGGAAGUUCCUCCAGGAGUUCCUCCGGAAGUUCCUCCAGGAGUUCCUCCGGAAGAUCCUCCAGGAGUUCCUCCGGAAGUUCCUCCAGGAGUUCCUCCGGAAGUUCCUCCAGGAGUUCCUCCGGAAGUUCCUCUGGAAGUUCCUCCAGGAGUUCCUCCGGAAGUUCCUCCAGGAGUUCCUCCGGAAGUUCCUCCAGGAGUUCCUCCGGAAGUUCCUCCAGGAGUUCCUCCGGAAGUUCCUCCAGGAGUUCCUCCGGAAGUUCCUCCAGGAGUUCCUCCGGAAGUUCCUCCAGGAGUUCCUCCGGAAGUUCCUCCAGGAGUUCCUCCGGAAGUUCCUCCAGGAGUUCCUCCGGAAGUUCCUCCAGGAGUUCCUCCGGAAGUUCCUCCAGGAGUUCCUCCGGAAGUUCCUCCAGGAGUUCCUCCGGAAGUUCCUCCAGGAGUUCCUCCGGAAGUUCCUCCAGGAGUUCCUCCGGAAGUUCCUCCAGAAGUUCCUCCAGGAGUUCCUCCGGAAGUUCCUCCAGGAGUUCCUCCGGAAGU
Messenger RNA from Armigeres subalbatus, 873 nucleotides. Its product is annotated as sericin-2-like. The transcript is spliced from 2 exons. Lineage: Eukaryota; Metazoa; Arthropoda; Insecta; Diptera; Culicidae. The annotation marks the transcript as partial. The record is from RefSeq and is a predicted model, not a curated record.